This is a messenger RNA of Brassicogethes aeneus, 2056 nucleotides long. Lineage: Eukaryota; Metazoa; Arthropoda; Insecta; Coleoptera; Nitidulidae. The record is from the annotation of a GenBank genome assembly.
CCGGAACUGCAACGAGAAUUAAUAUAAAAAUCAUUAUUCAGUCUAUUGAAGUGAUCAUUUAAUGAAUUUAAUUUUCACCACCCGGUUCCAGAAUGUUUUUUGCGCUGUUGGUGGUUUUUUUGGUUGUGGCCAUCAGUUUUCGAUUAUGGCAAGUGAAACAUUCGCAUUUUGGGAAAAAUUUCUAUGCUAUUCCCGGGCCAAAACCGCUUCCCGUUGUAGGGAAUUUGUUUCAACUUUUAAGUCCUGACACAGCACAUAUGUUUGAAAAGAUUAGGGAGAGGGCUGAAAAAUAUUAUCCAAUUUAUAAAUGUCAAGCUUUGGGAAGAUAUUAUGUGGCUUUAUGCAGUCCAGAAGAUAUGGAGUUAGUUUUAACCAACAUGAAACACAUCACGAAAAACAAAACCUACGAUUUCUUACAAAGUUGGUUGGGAACAGGUCUUUUAACAAGCACAGGCGCAAAAUGGCAAUCCAGAAGAAAACUACUAACCCCCUCAUUCCACUUCAGCAUUCUCCAAGAAUUCUUGAAAACGUUCAACGCGGAAUCUCAAAGCCUAGUGGAAGUUUUGAAAAAGGAAUGUCAUAAACCGUAUGUUAAUGUUGUUAACCCAAUCACCGAGUAUACUUUAAUCUCAAUUGGUGAAACCUCAAUGGGAACCAAUUUGAACUCCCCUGGCAGCUUGGAAAAAUCCGCCCAGUACAAAAAAGCAGUGUACACUUUUGGCGAUCUUGUAACGCAAAGGGUUGCCAGACCUUGGCUCUUCAUACCGGCUUUGUACAAAAUGACGGACAUGUGCAAAGAAGAAUCGAAUAUCGUCAAUAUUUUGCACAACUAUACCAACGAUGUUAUUCAUGAUCGCAAAAAGAAUUUCGUGGUACCAAAGGAGGGGGAGGAUGCAUCUUAUUCCACCAAGAAAAGAUUGGCCAUGUUGGAUUUACUCUUGAACUUUAAAGCCCAAGGUGCAGCUAUCACAGAUGAUGGUAUUAGAGAAGAAGUUGACACGUUCUUGUUUGAAGGACAUGAUACCACUUCUAUGGCUAUAUGUUUUGCUCUAAUGUUAUUGGCCAAUCACCCAAAAGUACAAGAUUUAAUCAUAGAGGAGAUUGAAGCCACGGUGCCAAACGACGAAACGCCCUCAUUCAAAGACUACCAGCAGAUGAGCUAUUUGGAAAGAUGCAUCAAGGAAUCUUUAAGACUGUAUCCUAGCGUUCCCUUUAUCGGUAGAGUGGCUGGAGAAGACAUCAAAACUAGUUCCGGCUACACAAUACCAAAAGGUUGCGACAUAAACCUUUACAUUUACGAUUUACAUCACAACAAAAAUGUGUACGAAGACCCUGAGAAAUACGACCCUGAUAGAUUUUUACCCGAUAACUGCAAAAACAGGCAUCCCUUUGCUUACUUGCCGUUUAGCGCUGGAGCUAGGAAUUGUAUAGGUCAAAAGUUUGCAAUCCUGGAAAUAAAAGCAGCAAUUUGCCAUAUAUUAAGAAGUUUUAAAUUAGAACCAGUGGACAGACCUGAAGACAUCAAAUGCAUUGUGGAUAUGGUUUUAAGACCGCAGGGGGAAAUUAAAGUGAAGUUUGUUCCUAGGACUUAACCCAAACAGUGCCAUAAAGAAAGAAAAGGAGUUUAUAUCAUUAAGUCGGGGCAAAACGAUGUCCAAAAAAGUGAUAUACAGGAUUGGCAAUAUAAGUAAAUUGACGUUUCACGAUUUAAAACCUUUAGUUCUUCAAUUAUUUAAACAUUACCAGUUUUGGUUUGGCCCCCUGGAUCACCAGAUUUAACUACCCCUGCCUCCAUACUAUUCUGUGAGGGUAUCUUAAGGAUAGUAUCCUGUACCAAACCAAACACGAUUUACUCAAACUUACCACACUGAAAGCUAUUUAAAACAUACCCCAUCAGUCCCCAAUCAGUCAGGUAUAUAUUGCCCACCCUGCAUUUGGACAUCUUGAUGCCGAAUGGAAAGAUUUAUUUUUAAUCUUUUAACAACUUUUAUUUAGUUUGUACAUGUUACAAAUUUAUACAUAUUUAUUUAUACAUAUAAAAAUUUAAAAAGCAAAA